GUCUAUUAACAUUUAACAACAUUCCCACAACUUUUUAUUUGUUUUUUAUUUUUCUCAUAGGUUUACAGCGAGCAAGCGUUAUUGCCUGACACGAAAUCACUAAUCCAUGACAUGUACAAUAAGUGCAAUACAGAUUUGUGUUUAAUCCUUUCCCGCCCAUAAUGGCAAAGGAUAUUAAAUGAGAAAAGGGUCCUUCAAAGCAAUGACGCUGCCGGUGAAGCAUUUUCUUUUAAUAUGAAAGUUAGCGCACAUGAAUUCGCAGAAGUACGGUUGUGUCACCGUGAGAAACGUGCGCCCUGCUAAAUUAAUAUGAUGACGAGAGUACGACCCAUCAACGAGCGGUAGUGCCUACAACUUCACCACAAACAAUUAAGCACUUCAUCCUCGGCUCUACAUAGCGCCAGUGUCUCGUGCACCGAAUCAAUCAUGUUCAUUAGCUUCAUGCCCAGUGAGUCGAACUUAUGAUGGCUCCGAUUGUGUUUUUGCUUCAAUCACGGGUCGCCCAUCUAAUUCUGAUAUGAAACUACCAUCGAGUUCACCGCGUCAGCUACUGUUUUGUCGGUGAUUCUAUACCGCGUUAGCUCAUUUUUCUCGCGCAUAGCCUGACAUGGCGGUUGAUAAUUUCUCGGCGCUCCCCAUGACGCUGGAUGAAGGUGAAAACUUGGAAAGUUUAGGCAUCCUCAACGCUACCAUCAUCAUUGUAAUCGCAGUCCUUGUCAACAUCAGUAAUUUUAUAACUCUUCUUGUCGUUCGCUCCUACAAGUACGUAUUCAAUCCUAACAUCCUGAUCGGUGGUAUAGCCCUCGUGAACUAUGUCUCCACGCUCUCCUUAUUCCCUCUCAUCGCCUACGCGUAUCUUGCUUCAGAGCCACUAUCACCUAUCAUCUGUGAGCUCUUUGACGCCAUGUGGGCAUUCUAUCAGCUUCUAUCAACUUCCAUCGUCACCUUAAUGGUCCUAGACCGUUACAUCGCUAUCAGAAAACCUAUUUUGUAUAGAACAAGACUCAGCGGUGCGUUCAUGAAGUACAUCAUGGUGUGUGCAUUGCUGACUUCCAUACCCUUAUCUUUCACACCCAUCAUCGUCAAAAUCUUAGCAGACGAUCCCGUGGUCGAACUGGAGCGGGAAGGGUCCAGGACACACUAUUGCAUCGGAUUACACAACCAGUACUACCACGUUCAUAGGAUACUUAUUCUGGCCAUCAACUGUGCUCAUCUACCCUUAGGUCUAUUCUGUUACAUUGGAUUCUUGCUGGGUGUACGGAAUUUUGUGAAUCGUUGGCUGGUGAGGUUCUCAAACCAAAAUCCAUCAUCCGUGGAGCCACCGGACGUUGAGGCAUCCUCAUGCUGGUGCCGGUGCGUCAAGGAACAACCCCAGAAGUCGCUCUCGAAAGAGCAGUUGGUGGAACGAACUCUACAUCUUAUGAAGAGUCUCCACGUCAAACGCUGCACCAGGAUAUCUAAGACCAUCGCAGUUGCCGCUGGGAUCUACUAUAUACCAUGGCUAUUUUCGCAGAGUUCCAUUUUCUACGAGCUCGUCACCGGAAGCUAUCUCCCCAUCCUUGAUUACGUCAUCAUUCGGGUUGUCCUGGCUUCGUCCAUUCUGAACCCCUUGGUGUAUGUGACCUUUUCAAAGACCUACCGGUACGGAUACCAGCGAGUCCUGGCCAAACCAUUCCGUAUCUGUGGCUAUGAAUGGCGAUCGAGGAAACCUCUGGGACUUUCAGGUAGCGAUAUGCAACGGAUUUCUCAUCGUAUGGCUCUUGAAGAAUGGGAAAGCCCUGGCUUAGUACGCAGACAGUACAGCAAAAGACGCACCAAGAGGAAGAUUGCCCGGAUGCAUCACGUCUAUACAGUCAGCGAAGACAACGGCAACGGCUCCGUCGGAAACGGACAUGAUAAGGAGGGUGCAGGGAAACAAAACAGAUACCGGAAGAACACUUCGACGGAUACGUCAACAGGCACUAGCAUGACAACGAGUGCGUCAGUGAAAAGGAAAGUGAGGUGCCGACGGAACACGGGUCAGGGAAAUGGCGAUCAAAAUCCGACCAUUGUGCAGAAGAUGGACUCGCGUUCCUCGGCUCCAGGUUUGUCCAACGUUGAGAAUGGAUCCGCUGUGUUCAGUCAGAACUUGUGGGUGCUAGACGCUUCCCGUCAAACUGUUCGCGAGGAACGCCAAUCGGCGUCCUGUGAAGUGUAUCCUCGAGAAUGUCCAAAUGUGUCAUCAACUGGAAAUAGCCAUGAUGAUGCUCACUUACGGUCCAAGGAUUUGUUGCCUGCUCCAAAGACAUAUCUUCCAAAGACUCUACAGACGCUUGCAGCAUCGGCUGUGGAAUCGGCUUUGUGUCAAACACAAGAGCACAAAAGAACAGUCGCUGAAGAAUCUUUACCGGAGAGGGCGGGCGUAGAUAGUAUCAUCCUAUUCGGUUCGAGUAGGGAGGUGGGAGGGAGUAAGGAAUCUUUUCAGAAGCCGUUCGAAUUAUCAGACAAGGCGGCCGCCCAAGGGCAUGUAUGCAUCCACCUAGAAGUUAUUGAAUUUGUUAACAGACACGAGAUGAAGCACAAGAAUGCCUCGUUGGUGAGCACCAUUAAAAAAUGCCAACUGAAGGACAAAUUUCCAAAGACAAUAGACGAUGGACAACCUGGACCAUCGUUCGUGUUUUCCUUGAGGGAAAACCGGUUCGUACCCGAACGAAUACACCAGGAAAACGUUGAUACCUACUCCUGCCAAUAUGGUGAAGACGUUUCUUCACCGUCUAUCCCUGUCACCCUCAAAACAACUAUCAUGCCAAAUUUAGGAGAACAUUCUGACCUGCCUGUGUCUGAGGCGAGGCAAGAUCGUUCUCCCAAUUCCGUAAGGACAAACACACAUCAGCAUAAGAGAACAAGCGAAAUAUUGCGCGAAAGUUCGCGGUAUAGUGAUGAUAUUGUCAUGCUAAAUGAUUUGAUUCUUCAAGACCAAUUGCAAGAUGCACACAAAGAACACAAUGGAAGAAUCGGUAGCUAGUAGAGCGGACACUCUUAGUUCCUAUUUGGACUAAUUCGGUUAAUUAUAUAUGAACCUGAAUAGAUAACUACACAAAUAAAAAGCAAAUCAGAGAAGUAUAAUGGUGAGAGUUUAAAGCAAUCGGAGAAAAAUAAGAAAGUCAUGCAUUUUGGAAAUUUUAUUCACUUUAAAGUAAGAGCACUUCAAACUGACUUAACCAAUAAUAUCAGUGUGACGUAGUGCGGGACAACUUUCAAAUUUCUUUCAACACACCUCUCUUUAGAGGAUCAAUGAUCCUUAUAAUUGUUAUCCAUAUUAUAUUCCGAGAAGUGUCAAACAGGAGGACGCGCUUAAUAAAAUAAAAAACAGAAAUCAAUGAUAUUUUUGUACACGAGUCACUCACUGACGAAAUUGUCAAUGUAUUCAUUGUAUUCAAUGUAUUCAUUGGUCCGAUUUAUUUCAAACUUUUGCUAUUCUGUUUCUCUUAUUUUCCUGCUUUCAUUUAUUACAAAAGUUGGAUUGUCCUCAAACCCGACUCUUGGUCUAAGAUCACUCUUAACAAAGGAAAUUUAGACCUCUGACUAAGUUCCUAUAUUACACCCCAUUUUUACCUCGAAUUUUUUUCUACGCAAGCCAUGUUUUAUUCCUUGUAAAAAGUGAAAAGUCAUUGUUGUUACUUUGGCGGAACUAAAAUAUUAAUUGCCUUCCGUGCUAGAGCCUGAGUUUCUAUGCAUCGCUAGUCACGCUUGACGCUAGACAUAUCACCUUCUCAUGUCACUACUUCUGCAACAUGAGGUAUGUCACUAUCAGCUCGAGAUUGCCAAAUAGCCCGCUAUUUCUGACUUGGGAAUUAAUCCCGAAGUUACAAAUCGCGUCCUCAUCA
Molecule: messenger RNA, 3866 nt
Organism: Strongylocentrotus purpuratus (purple sea urchin)
Lineage: Eukaryota; Metazoa; Echinodermata; Echinoidea; Camarodonta; Strongylocentrotidae
Exons: 3
Coding region: 608-3004 (798 amino acids)
Biological process (GO): G protein-coupled receptor signaling pathway
Cellular component (GO): membrane
Molecular function (GO): trace-amine receptor activity
Source: RefSeq, a predicted model, not a curated record